AUGAGAAAUUCAUCUACGCAUCCUGCUAACGCCUUCGGCAACGAAGAUGCAAUAUCACUGCAAGACUUUAACCGGGUAAUCCAUAGUGCAUGCGAUAACGAGUAUCGCUCACGCGCAAAAAUGCAACCUUACCGAGAAGUCCGCGUUCUAUGCUUCCACUUCGAAACCGACCAAUUUGGAGUCGGCACAUAUUGCGAUAAGAUAAAAAAUGUCUUUUCACAAGGCUUUGGUUUCCGAGUGGCGACUUCGACACUCCCCGGCACAACCUUUGCCCAGCGAGAUAUGCUCACCGCACUCGAGGAGGCCUUCGAUGGUAUGGACUCAGAGUGCCUAGUGAUCAUCUACUAUAUCGACCGCGGCGAAGUUAGGCAUCAGCUUAGGGACGCUCAGCUUUAG
Fusarium coffeatum is the source of this 396-nucleotide messenger RNA. RefSeq lists its product as uncharacterized. The coding region runs from base 1 to 396 and encodes 131 amino acids. The transcript has a single exon. Lineage: Eukaryota; Fungi; Ascomycota; Sordariomycetes; Hypocreales; Nectriaceae. The record is from RefSeq and is a predicted model, not a curated record.